This is a messenger RNA of Plectropomus leopardus (leopard coralgrouper), 353 nucleotides long. The record is from RefSeq and is a predicted model, not a curated record. Lineage: Eukaryota; Metazoa; Chordata; Actinopteri; Perciformes; Serranidae.
UCUGCAGAGCGUCCCUCAGUGUCUCUCCUCCAGAAGUCUUCCUCCUCUCCGGUCAGCUGCCACGCCACAGGUUUCUUCCCCAACAACGCCAUGAUAUACUGGAGGAAAGGAGGAGAGGAGCUUCAUGAGGGCGUGGACCUCGGAGAGGUCCUCCCCAACCACGAUGGGACCUUCCAGAUGAGCAGCGACCUGGACGUUUCAUCGGUCAAACCUGGAGACUGGGACAAGUACGAGUGUGUGUUUCAGCUCUCUGGUUUGGAGGACAUCCGCACCAAACUGGACGUAAAAAUGAUCAGGACCAACGAAGGUAAGACUUGAGUCAGAAGUGAUGAAGGUGGGAAACACACAUUUAG